Tupaia belangeri chinensis (Chinese tree shrew) is the source of this 1531-nucleotide messenger RNA. RefSeq names its product actin like 7A (gene ACTL7A). The record is from RefSeq and is a predicted model, not a curated record. The coding region runs from base 70 to 1392 and encodes 440 amino acids. The transcript has a single exon. Lineage: Eukaryota; Metazoa; Chordata; Mammalia; Scandentia; Tupaiidae.
UUGUCCUCUGAUUUAGGUAGGCCUUUCAGGCCUUGAAGUCAGCGGGAUUAAGGAACUUCUGAAAGCAGUAUGGCUCUUGAGAGCGUGUGGGCUCCACAGGCAGCAAUCAUAGGGGAUGGGCCUGCCAAGAAAGUGGGUGACCAAACCUCCUCACAGACACAGGUCCUCCAGACUGCCUUCUUAAAGGAUGGCCCCGCGAAGCGGGCAGUGUGGGUCCGACGAAAUAGUAUAGCACCAGAAGAACCUACUAAAUCAACAGCGGCCAAGGACAGGCUCAAGCUAGAGGUAAGCAAAGCGGUGGUUGUGGAUCUUGGCACUGGCUACUGUAAAUGUGGCUUUGCUGGCCUGCCAAAGCCCACCCACAUGAUCUCAACGACAGUGGGCAAGCCCUACAUGGAAACUGCCAAGACCGGGGAUAAUCGCAAAGAAACAUUUGUAGGGCAGGAGCUCGUCAAUCCAGAGAUCCGCCUCAAGCUAGUCAAUCCUCUGCGACAUGGCAUCAUUGUGGACUGGGAUACAGUGCAGGAUAUCUGGGAGUAUCUCUUCCGUCAAGAGAUGAAGAUUGCCCCAGAGGAGAAUGCAGUCUUGGUUUCAGACCCACCCCUGAGCCCACACACCAACAGAGAGAAGUACGCUGAAAUGCUGUUUGAAACUUUCAACACCCCAGCAAUGCACAUCGCCUACCAGUCCCGCCUGUCCAUGUACUCCUAUGGAAGGACCUCUGGCCUAGUGGUGGAGGUUGGCCAUGGUGUGUCCUAUGUGGUCCCCAUCUACGAGGGUUAUCCUUUGCCCAGCAUCACUGGAAGGCUAGACUACGCAGGCUCUGACCUGACAGCGUACCUGAUGAGCCUGAUGAACAAUUCAGGGAAACACUUCACUGACGACCAGAUGUCCAUUGUGGAAGACAUCAAGAAGAAAUGCUGCUUUGUGGCCCUGGACCCCAUUGAGGAGAAGAAAGUCCCUUCCAGUGAGCAUACGAUCCAGUACAUGCUGCCUGAUGGGCAGGAGAUACACCUGUCCCAGGAGAGGUUCCUCUGCUCAGAGAUGUUCUUCAAGCCAUCUCUGAUCAAGUCCAUGCAGCUAGGCCUCCACACCCAGACGGUGUCCUGCCUUAACAAGUGUGACAUUGCCCUCAAACGUGACCUCAUGGGGAACAUCCUGCUCUGCGGAGGCAGCACCAUGCUCAGUGGUUUCCCUAACCGUCUACAGAAGGAGCUGAGCACCAUGUGUCCCAAUGAUACCCCACAAGUAAACGUGCUACCUGAGAGAGACACUGCAGUGUGGACUGGUGGCUCCAUCCUGGCCUCGCUGCAGGGCUUCCAACCACUGUGGGUCCACCGCUUUGAGUAUGAGGAACACGGGCCUUUCUUCCUCUACAGACGGUGCUUCUGAACUAAUGAGGCAUGGCCACUGCGGUGGGAGAGCAUCAGCUUGGUGAGCACCCAUCCUCCACACAGGGAGCAGAGCCCGCAUUCAUUCCUGUAACAUUAAAUAGCCCUUGUGUUCCCCUCCAUGGUGUGUGUCUCUACUU